This is a messenger RNA of Oikopleura dioica, 879 nucleotides long. NCBI's taxonomy places the organism in Eukaryota, Metazoa, Chordata, Appendicularia, Copelata, Oikopleuridae. The record is from the annotation of a GenBank genome assembly.
AUGGGGAAAACGUCGCAGAAAAUGUUCAAUAUUUUGAGCACAAUUGAAUUUCUAAUUCUGGGCGCUAGUUUGGGCCUUUCUAUUUACAUAUUGACGUUGGCGCCAACAGUUGAUAAUGUCUUUUCAAUUGUCGUUGUUGCUUUUACUGGAUUUGGAGUUAUGGCCACACUUAUCGGGGCGUUAGGAGCAUGUGCAGAAUCGCGUUGCCUUUUGAAGCUGAACGGAAUGAUGGGAAUCAUUUGUUUCAUUUUAUUUGCGAUCAUUGCUGUUCUUUCCGGGCUUUGGUACGGCGGAAUCGAUAUCGUUCCAGAGUUUGAUGUUGGGAACAAAAACUUUACGGAGCUAUGUGCUAAUUUCAACGAAACUGAGUUUGAAAAGACGCAAAACGACAUUUUGUUGGAAGAAAUCAGCAAGAACUUGGAAGAUAAUGAAGUUAUCGAUGAGGCCUCAGAAUCAACCGUCACUGAGGCGGUUGCUGAUGCCCAAGUUCAAGAACCAACAACAACAACUGUCAGCACGAUCACAACUUUGAGCACAACGACAGAACUGGAAGUCGAAGAAAAACAACUUGAUGUCGGCGAUUCGUCAGUAACAACAACAACGUCGAGCGAUAGUUCUACCGUCAGCACCACAACUUUAUCAGAUGAAGCCGGGGAUGACAAACCUGUUGAUAAUAGACUUUUGUAUUACUAUUGUGAACUUGAAGGUUUUAUGCUGGAAAUUAUGUUCGGCCGCGCUGAUCCAAACUCCGAUUCGGACUCCGCCAAAAUCAUGCUCGCCAUACUUAUCAUAUCCUGCUGCGUAUCUGUAUUUUAUCUUCUUUCUUCAUGCUUAGCUUUUUAUGCCGCCAAAAAUAUCGACCGCUACAGUGGCUACUAG